UGUAUCGAACUGUCGUCGAAAAUAUGGGCUCCUGGAAUACUUUAAAGUGCCAAGAUGUGGUGUCACUUUAUCUUCUCUACAUCGUGGUCCGUGCUUAAAAGUUUAAACAUUCCACCGAAACCACUGAACGUGUACAAUGCUGAGACUUCAAUUAUUGUAAUUAAUAUUCUAUUUGCGAUUCCAAGUGGUUUCAACUUCCAAGCCCCAAGGUGGAUAUCACGGACUAUAUAAUAUUAUCUUAUAUGAAUAGUUAUAUAGAGUAGAGUACGUUUAGUUAGAGUUAGAGUAGAGUAGAGUUGAUUUUGUUAUCCUCGUAGAUAAGCAUUAUUAUCAGUGGAGUUAAAACAACCUACCUAUUUUUUCGGGGUUAAAGAGUUAACCCGGAGUAUAACAACUCUGCGUGACUGCGUUACCGAAGUCCGAACGGUAGUACAGAGUUAACUCUGCGUUACCGAACGAAGUUGGGUAACUAUUUUUUUAUAGAGUUAACUAGAGUUGAGUUUUCUAACGAACCCCAUGGUGGAUAAUUGGAUGUAUUAAUCACAUAUAUAUAUUAUAUAAUUGUAUUGUAAUUGUAUUAUAAUUGUAUAUUAUAUCUGUGGACUGUAAUCAUAAUAUAAUAUUAAAUUGAACGAAGAUUAUACGUGGUAUCCCUUAUCACUUUUCAUAUCUAUCUAAUUAUGGCGCCAACAUCAAUAAUAUUGACUAUUGAUAGUAAAAGUCACUAAAAGAAGCUAAAUUAUAUUGUUUCUCUGAUAUGAAUAGGAUAGGACGGAAUGACGGAUAUUUAUUUCAAUAUGUUGUCUGUAUCAACUGUCGAGCAUUCGUGAGUCCAGUUGUAUUUUUUACUUGUUAGCUUCUAGUUUCUAUAGGUUGAAAGUUGUAGUUUUAAGUUUGGAGUUAUUCUGAAUUAUGGUUGUUCAAUACUAGUUGUCCAGUUAUUGUUAUUUAUGUUAUUCAUUGUUAAUUCAUUUUGAAUGAAAUGGAAAUUACUGAAGUAUUGCCAAUAAAAUCUCUAGAAGAAGCAUUAUCAUGGAAGCCAUUGUCUGAAUCUCUUCCCGUUAUACAUUUGAAGGAUCGUGCUAAUUAUUCUAUUAAUGGCAGAGAUUAUAAAUGUCAUGAACGUUUCUUAACAUCAAAAAGGUUGCAUAAUCAAGGCCUUCCAAAAACACUCAUAUGUCAUGACAUGCAAGGGGGUUAUUUAAAUGAUAGAUUUGUAAAUGGAACUAAAUCUAGUAAUGAGUAUACCUUUUAUAAUUGGUCUGUAAUAGAUACAUUUGUUUAUUUUAGCCAUAAUUUUAUAACUAUACCACCAAUUGGUUGGAUAAAUGCAGCCCAUAAACACGGUGUUAAAGUUCUUGGAACAUUAAUUACAGAAUGGACUGACGGAAACACUUUAUGGUUACAAGUAUUUAGUAAUUUAGAAAAACGAGACAUCUUAGUAGAUAAGUUAGUGGAAAUAUGUAAAUAUUACAAAUUUGACGGUUACCUUUUUAAUGUUGAAAAUGAAUUAGAAUCGGAAAACAUUGAGAAUAUGAUAGAAACAGUAAGCUUAUUAAGAACUAAAUUGAAGACUGCAAUAACACAUUCUGAAGUUAUUUGGUAUGAUUCUGUAAGUAUGGAAACCGGAAAACUUAUUUGGCAAAAUCAACUAAAUAAUCAUAACAAAUUAGCAUUUCAAGCUUGUGAUGGUAUAUUUCUUAACUAUAAUUGGAAAGAAGAAGAUCUUGCAAAAUCUGUUGCUAAUGCUGGAAAUAGAGUUAUUGAUGUGUAUGUUGGAGUAGAUGUAUUUGGUAGGAAUUGCAUUGGAGGCCUUGAUUCUUACAAAUCAUUAGAAAUAAUUAGAAAAUAUGACUUAUCUGUUGCAAUUUUUGCUCCUGGUUGGACCUAUGAGACAUUAAGUGAUAAGAAUAAAUUCAAUGCAGUGGAAGAUACAUUUUGGAGAAAACUUUACCCAUUUUUGUACGUUCACAUUCCUUGUACUUUACCAUUUACUACAUACUUUUGUCGAGGUUAUGGAUCAAAGAAAAUUGAAAACUUUGUUUUGUCUUCUUUGGAUGCCUGGUAUGAUUUAUCAAAACUAAAUUAUCAACCAUCUGUUCCAUUAUGUUUACAAGAUGGUAACUUUCCUUGUAAUUCUUAUGUUGAUGGUGAAGCAGUUAUAGGCGGCGGUUGCUUAAGACUAAAUGGUAACAAUGAAAACACUUCUUACCAUAGGAUAUUUGUUUGUCAUUUUGAAGUUAAAUCAACAUUAUAUUUUGAAAUAACUGUUAAAGCAUUAAAGCCCUAUGACUCCCACAAAAUAUUUUUGGGUGCAUUAGAUCCAUAUGGAAUGCCAUAUAAAAUGGAGUUUGGCGUUCAGGGGGAUAAUAAUAUGUUUUUCAAUAAUUGCGAUGACUACAGCUGUAUUAUUCCUGACUCUAAAAUAUAUAACUUGACAUUAGAAAAUGGAUGGUUAUUGCAUAAAUUAAAGUGUGAAAUGGUUGGGACAAUAGUAGAAGUUGCUAUUGAAACUGAAGAACCCUUACUUAUUGGACAUCUGUUUAUAAACGAUGGCAGUAGUUCAUAA
This is a messenger RNA of Metopolophium dirhodum (rose-grain aphid), 2569 nucleotides long. It is a transcript of the gene ENGase, whose product is annotated as cytosolic endo-beta-N-acetylglucosaminidase. Bases 983 to 2569 code for a protein of 528 amino acids. The record is from RefSeq and is a predicted model, not a curated record. Gene Ontology annotation, biological process: protein deglycosylation. Gene Ontology annotation, molecular function: mannosyl-glycoprotein endo-beta-N-acetylglucosaminidase activity. Lineage: Eukaryota; Metazoa; Arthropoda; Insecta; Hemiptera; Aphididae. Gene Ontology annotation, cellular component: cytoplasm. The transcript has 2 exons.